CAAGUCGUGUUAGGACAUUUAUGUCAUUUAAGGAGGACACAUUUUCCAUGUGUACGCUAUAUUUCAUGCAAGACUUAAAACACUCGCGGUUAUAGUUUUGUAUUUCAAUUUCAGGAUCACAAAAAUAUGGGAACAAUGACACAUUAUCCUUGUUCAGGCUAUAUUUCGUGUACAUAGGAUUUUAACCACACGUGGUUGUAUAUAUUUUGUACUACAAUAUCUGGAUCAUUGAAAUAUGGGAACACGGACACCACGGGUCUCCCCGGACGGAGGUUGGGGCUGGGCUGUGGUGCUUGGUUGUUUUCUAGUACAUCUGAUUAUGGAUGGGUUUGUGUAUGCGUUCGGAGUAUUCUAUAUUGAAUUCCUGGACUAUUUUGGAAGUGACAAGGGUACGACCGCAUUGAUUGGCUCGUUAUUGAACGGGAUGUACCUUUUUGCAGGUCCGAUAGCAAGCGUAUUGACCAAUCGAUUUGGACCUAGAGUUGUCACCGUUGUUGGUGGUAUUAUUUCAUCCGUUGGUUUUGCUGCUAGUGCCUUUGCUCCUAAUAUAUACUGGUUGUGUAUAACAUUCGGUGUUAUUCCAGGAAUUGGUGCUGCCUUUAUGUACGUCGCAGCAAUAUCAUGUGUUGGACAAUACUUUGAGAGGAAGAGAGCUUUUGCCAUGGGCAUCGCUUUAUGUGGAACAGGCAUCGGCACCUUCGUUUUGGCGCCAUUAACUGAAUACUUAAUUGAAUUAUACACGUGGAGAGGAGCUGUUCUAAUUGCCGCUGGUAUUAUGUUAAAUUGUGUAGUUGGUGGGUUAUUUUUCAGACCUAUACAUUUGAAAAUGAAACUUGAAGAGACAGAGGACUUAAACAUAAACAAAAGGGAAGUAAUUUCUGCUCAGGAUUCCUCUGAAGAAAAAUCUUCGUUAAUUGUAGGGAAAAGUGACAGUUAUCUUUACCAAAAAAGUUCUGAUUUGUGUGAUUCUAAUGUCACAAGAUCCCAGUCAAAUAUGGAAACACAUAUAAACAAAGACUUGGUUUUUAACAAAAGUACAUCGUCAAUUUCAAGUCCAAAAACAAUCAACAAUACAAAAAGAAACAUAUGGACAAAUGUCGAUCAUUUCUUAAAGAAAUUAUACACAAUAUUCGGAUGUUCCAUGUGUUUAGAUAUUGUGUAUAUAUUUUUCGUGAUAAGUAGUUGCUUCGGAUCAUUAGGUUCAGGAAUACCUUAUAUCUAUAUCCCUGAUCGAGCCUACGAAGUGGGAAUAUCCAAAACAGACGCUUCUUUUCUACUAUCAGUAGCUGGCAUGGCGAACACUGUGGCACGAUUAGUAUUCGGGUGGAUUGCAUCUCGAGAAUUUUCAAACCCAUCUAUAAUAUAUGGAAUUAGUAUACUACUUUGUGGGAUAUCAACUUUUGUUUCACCUUUCAAUGAUAGUCACGCCUUCCUCGUGUGUUAUAGUGUUCUAUUUGGUGCAUCCGCAGGUGUAUACAUAUGCUUGAACGCCAUUGUUUUAGUUCAUUUUGUUGGAAUAGAUAAUUUGACGAGUUCUUUUGGUAACAUGUUGCUUUUCAAAGGUCUUUUUCUAUUGAUUGGAACGCCGGCUGCAGGAUGGCUUUUUGAUGAAACCGGAAGCUACGCUAUUACUUUUUAUUCAGAUGGAAUCAUUCUGUGUUUGUCAUCAGUAUUGUUGUUCAUUGGAUAUGCACUCAAUAUAAAUAAACAGAAGAAAUCAAGAGAAACGUCGGAUGUUUUGUACGAAUGAAAUAUGUGAGGUUAUAACACGAAACUAUUGAAAUUCACGAGAGAUUGAUCCAAACGAUAAAAUGUGACCGUUGAAAAGGUUGUACCCGAAAAACCGAACUAUUCACAAACUGAUUCUCAAUCAAUAAAGGGAAUAAAAGACAAUCUUGCACCUAGA
This is a messenger RNA of Mytilus trossulus (common blue mussel), 1906 nucleotides long. RefSeq names its product monocarboxylate transporter 12-B-like. NCBI's taxonomy places the organism in Eukaryota, Metazoa, Mollusca, Bivalvia, Mytilida, Mytilidae. Gene Ontology annotation, molecular function: monocarboxylic acid transmembrane transporter activity. Gene Ontology annotation, cellular component: membrane. The transcript has 5 exons. The record is from RefSeq and is a predicted model, not a curated record. Gene Ontology annotation, biological process: transmembrane transport; monocarboxylic acid transport. The coding region runs from base 236 to 1750 and encodes 504 amino acids.